GCCCCUGCGCCCCGCCGGCCUCUCCUCGCGGGAGGUCGGCCUGGCAGGCCGCAGGCUCCGCGGAGCAUGGGGUCCCCUGGAGCAGGCAGUGCUGCUGAGCUGUGCCCGUGAGGGGCGGGAUUCGCGGUGGGCCUGCUCCCUUAAAGCGCUGUUAACGUGCGUUUAGAUAACAGCUUCGCAUCACUUGCUCAAAACCUGUGAGCUGGGUUCUCGCGACGCUUUUGGUGUUAGUUUUUUUGUGCUUCUUGUAACCCAUGGGCGUUUUCAGUUUUAUUCACAAAUAGAAAGCUAGUAACCCAGAAUUAGUCAAAAUGAUGAAUAUAUGAUCAUCAAAUUGGGAUAAUCACAUGUUCAGGACCACGGGAUGCAGAAUACUAGCCUCGAGAUCACCACUGCAGAGCUUUUUUUUUUUUUUAAGUUUUUUAAGGACUUAAAGUGUUUAUGGAACUGAUGUUUCCAUUUUAAGGCAGUGCAGUUAGUAAUGGGAAGAGAGGUGAGCUCAAAUCUGUAUUCUGUUUUUAAGGCUUUUCAUGUUUGUGUAUGACUGUCCAUGGUUGGGUGAAGAGAGACUUUCAAGGAGAUGUUAAUGAAAAAUACUGUAUUGUCACAUGUUAGUGUCAGCCAUACUGCUUUAAAAAAAUGUGCUGAUAGGCAUUUUAUGCUCUAAAUGGCUCAUAAAAGCUGUAUUACAUAUGAACGCUUCCAAAAAUGUUAAUGAUUCUAUUCCAGAUAUGACUAAAUGUUUCCUUAAUGAAAUAUCAGGUACUGUUGCAGUAAUUACUUCUGAUGGAAGAAUGAUUGUGGGAACACUCAAAGGUUUUGAUCAGACCAUAAACUUGAUUUUGGAUGAAAGCCAUGAACGAGUGUUCAGUUCAUCACAAGGAGUUGAGCAAGUGGUGCUGGGCUUAUACAUUGUAAGAGGUGAUAAUGUUGCUGUGAUUGGUGAAAUUGAUGAAGAGACAGAUUCUGCUCUUGACUUGGGGAAUAUUCGAGCAGAACCUUUAAACUCAGUUGUGCACUGAAAAGAUAAAAAUGCACAGGGACUUUGUAAAUCUUUGGUUGUACAGACCUGUUUAGCAAUGUGGACAGUUUUGACAAAUUAUGUUUAAUUUGUUUAGUCACCAGUUUUUUAUUAUGAACAUGUUGUAGUUUUGCAUGUAAAUUAAAGUUUCUACAUUUUGCUAAAGAUA
Molecule: messenger RNA, 1190 nt
Organism: Motacilla alba alba
Lineage: Eukaryota; Metazoa; Chordata; Aves; Passeriformes; Motacillidae
Gene: LSM8
Product: LSM8 homolog, U6 small nuclear RNA associated
Exons: 3
Coding region: 693-1022 (109 amino acids)
Biological process (GO): mRNA splicing, via spliceosome
Cellular component (GO): U6 snRNP; precatalytic spliceosome; U4/U6 x U5 tri-snRNP complex
Molecular function (GO): RNA binding
Source: RefSeq, a predicted model, not a curated record